Cooperia oncophora is the source of this 726-nucleotide messenger RNA. Lineage: Eukaryota; Metazoa; Nematoda; Chromadorea; Rhabditida; Trichostrongylidae. The record is from the annotation of a GenBank genome assembly.
ACAGUUUUCGAGUAUGGUGACGAUGUGGCCACUUAUUAUCGUGAUCAGAGAGUGUUAUUAAUUUGUAAUCACCAAAGCACAGCCGAUGUCCCUACAUUAAUGGCGUGUUUACAGAGCAAAGGUACGCUAUGGUUGAUGGACGUGAUGUUUCGAUGGAGUCCGUUUGGGAUCAUCGGUAACAACCACGGAGAUUACUUCAUUAUGCAAGGCAAAGCCACUAGGGAAAAGGAAAUUUUGAGCAAUAAUGAUUCAGACUUGAAGAAACAUCUUAAUGAAGUGUUUUGGGACCGCGAUCGUCGCUGGGUUAUCGUUUUCCCAGAAGGAGGAUUCUACUAUAAGCGUGUGGAAAGCAGUCAGCGAUUGAAGAAACAUCUUAAUGAAGUGUUUUGGGACCGCGAUCGUCGCUGGGUUAUCGUUUUCCCAGAAGGAGGAUUCUACUAUAAGCGUGUGGAAAGCAGUCAGCGUUAUGGAAAAUUAAAUGGGUUCCCCCAUCUGAAAUAUACGACGCUUCCUAGAAUGGGAGCAGUGAAAGCCAUUCUGGAGGAGCUAGGCCCGCGUGCUGAGGAGGCGGAUGAACCGAGGGAGCGGAGCUUUAGCAAGUUGAAGCUUAUCACCAAUGCUGUUGGAGAUAUAGUUGGAGAGAUAAGGGAGAAGAAAUAUGUGAAAGGUACGAUACUUACCGUUUACAAAGAGAUUUCCUAUCCUGAAAUAUUGGAAUUUUCAUAG